This is a messenger RNA of Lytechinus variegatus (green sea urchin), 1026 nucleotides long. RefSeq names its product L-rhamnose-binding lectin SML-like. Lineage: Eukaryota; Metazoa; Echinodermata; Echinoidea; Temnopleuroida; Toxopneustidae. Bases 82 to 1026 code for a protein of 314 amino acids. The transcript has 5 exons. The record is from RefSeq and is a predicted model, not a curated record. Gene Ontology annotation, molecular function: carbohydrate binding.
CUUAUUGGAAAGGGAGAGACAGGAUGCACAACUGAAAGGCCUACUGAUACAUUUUGAAAGCGAGUUCCAUUUCCAGUCAAAAUGAAGCGACGUCUGCUGUUUGCUCUGGUUGCAUCUAUUCUACUGACUGAAUUAUUGGUCGAAACUAUGAGUGAAUUCACUAGUACACAGGCCCCGACAUCUUGUAGACGCCCUCCAUCUAUGGCGGGAGAUAUAGAGUUGAAUUACACCUUACCUAUCUAUCCGCCAUGUGGAGAGUUCACACUUGGCAACGGUUCGGUGAUAAUCAAGAUCCCUAAACUGCUUCCUACACCAUUCUUCAAGAGUUGUAGGAGAGAUGGUAUUCCGGCUGGGCAUCGGAUCUGCAGAUCACCAGAUUGUCUAUCUGGACCGUGCAAAAAUGGAUGGUGUGAAGAGACUAUGGAAAAUUAUCACUGUCAUUGCCCGGAAGGGUUCUCUGGAAACGACUGUUCCAUAGCUACCGGAACACCUACUGGUGCAUCGGUCCAUACUUCAAACGUGUCCAUCCAGUCUAAUGUGACUACAGAGAACCCGACGUCCACAUCACAAACGACCCAGUCAUCAUCUUCAAUCAUGUCAAUGUGGGCUUCGCUGUCGUCUGCAUUCACUUCUCUGAUGUCGACAGCGCCGGCGACAGCGGUGAUGUCGACAACAGUGACCACGAUGCCAAAUGAGGAUAAAUGCGGAUCAGAUCCAUCGAUAAUUGAAGUUGUAGGAUUGGACAACAUAAUUAUCUGUGAAGGCAGGCAGCUAGACAUCACUUGUCAAUCAGGAUUCACCAUGAGAGUGUUAUCUGCAAACUACGGUCGCACUGAUAACAUAACAUGCCGUUGUAAAUCUGACCCUGUAAAAAUGGAAAAAACCAACUGUCAUUCGAAUGUGACCACAAAGAUUCAGGAGCAUCUCACAGAUUCAAAACUCAUCAUAAGGGUUGAAAACAAUGUAUUUCAGGAGCCUUGUCAGGGGACAUAUAAGUAUCUCAAUAUUACGUACAAGUGUAACUAG